Nymphaea colorata (pocket water lily) is the source of this 875-nucleotide messenger RNA. RefSeq lists its product as uncharacterized. Lineage: Eukaryota; Viridiplantae; Streptophyta; Magnoliopsida; Nymphaeales; Nymphaeaceae. The record is from RefSeq and is a predicted model, not a curated record.
UCUGUGGACUUCUGUGCACCGUGAAGGGUGAGAUGGGAGGACACGGAGGGCUCAACAUCCUCCCGCAGAAGAGGUGGAACGUCUACAACUAUGAGAAUCGGGAGAAGGUCCGGCGAGACGAAGAGGCGGCGGCCAAGGAGGAGCAGUUGAAGCAGGAGCAGGCCAGGCGGCGGGACGCUGAGUUCCGCCUUGAGCGCCUCAGAGCCCUCCGCGGCCUUCCCUCUCGAACCAACGAAGAGGCUCCCGAUUCUGGCCCAUCUUCCGUUCAGGAUGAACAGGCGACUUCGGAUUCCGGGCACAUCAACCUCUUUGAGGGCCUCAAGGUCUUCCCCUUCGGCGGUGAAGGAGAAGACAAAGGCGAGAAGGAACGGUCGGAUGACCGGAAGAAGGGGCAGGUGAAGCGGAAGAGGGAGGAGCCCCCUAGGGUUGUGACGGCGGAGGACGAGAAGUACCGGAUGGGGUAUGGGGUCGCCGGACCAGGCGUGAAGAAGCCCUGGUACCUCUCGCGGACGAUCGGCGUUGUGGCGGAGACUGACGAAGCUGAGAGCGUCUCUGAACGGCGAUCGAGCGAAUCUGUGAAGAAGAGCGGGAAGAAAUCAAUUGCAGAACUGAGGGAGGAAAGGAUGAAGAGGGAGAAGCAAGAGAAGGAAAGGGCUCGACUGUUGCUGUCUAAGGUUAAUGGAAAAUUUGAUAGACAGAGUAGGAGAUAUUCAAGAUGAAACACUCUUUUGUGUUUCUCUUCUUUGUUCGCUAAGUUUUGACUGUGUGUAUACUAUUUUGAUUGUGCAAUUUGUAUAUCGUGAAAAAUAUCAGUCCAGCAGUUGAAAAAAAAAAUGAAAGAGAAAAUUGGUCUUCUGUUAAAAUCUUGUCCGAUA